Messenger RNA from Arvicanthis niloticus (Nile rat), 5215 nucleotides. RefSeq names its product aquaporin 4 (gene Aqp4). The record is from RefSeq and is a predicted model, not a curated record. Gene Ontology annotation, biological process: transmembrane transport; water transport. Gene Ontology annotation, molecular function: water channel activity. Gene Ontology annotation, cellular component: plasma membrane; basolateral plasma membrane. NCBI's taxonomy places the organism in Eukaryota, Metazoa, Chordata, Mammalia, Rodentia, Muridae.
UCUGUUUAUGGUUCACAGGUUUGGGUGCUUUGCUUUUUUUUCUUUUUAAUUUCUCUGAUGAAAAAAAUGAAGUCCAAAGAGCAACUGAGUUUCUUGAUUAGGUCUCUGGAGAGGGGGACAGGUGUGUGAAUGAGCAGGUGACAAAGGGUGCUGGAGGGAGGCUGGCCUUUUCCAGGCCCGCCUCCCCUGGGUGCUCUGCUACUGAGCAGGGACUCUUUCCUGCCCACCCAGCUCCCUUCACUUCCUGCUUGGUCCCUCCUUUUUCCUCUCUAUCGGGGGCCCCAGAAGAGAGCAUAUGUAAUAGCACCUUGCCCCUCUGCCACCUGGCAACAACCCUGGACUGCUGUAAGUGUGGACAUUCCUGCAGUAGAGAGAGCAUCAUGGUGGCUUUCAAAGGAGUCUGGACGCAGGCUUUCUGGAAAGCAGUCUCAGCAGAAUUUCUGGCCAUGCUUAUCUUCGUUUUACUCAGUGUGGGAUCCACCAUAAAUUGGGGUGGCUCAGAAAACCCCUUACCCGUGGACAUGGUCCUCAUUUCCCUUUGCUUCGGACUCAGCAUUGCUACCAUGGUGCAGUGCUUUGGCCACAUCAGUGGUGGCCACAUCAAUCCUGCUGUGACAGUGGCCAUGGUGUGCACACGAAAGAUCAGCAUCGCCAAGUCUGUCUUCUACAUCGCUGCACAGUGCCUGGGGGCCAUCAUUGGAGCCGGUAUCCUCUACCUGGUCACACCUCCCAGCGUGGUGGGAGGACUGGGAGUCACCACGGUUCAUGGAAACCUCACCGCUGGCCAUGGGCUCUUGGUGGAGUUAAUAAUCACUUUCCAGUUGGUUUUCACUAUAUUCGCCAGCUGUGAUUCCAAACGGACCGAUGUUACUGGUUCAAUAGCUUUAGCAAUUGGAUUUUCCGUUGCAAUUGGACAUUUGUUUGCAAUCAAUUAUACCGGAGCCAGCAUGAACCCAGCUCGAUCCUUUGGACCUGCAGUUAUCAUGGGAAACUGGGAAAACCACUGGAUAUACUGGGUCGGACCAAUCACAGGAGCGGUGCUGGCAGGCGCCCUUUACGAGUAUGUCUUCUGUCCUGACGUGGAGCUCAAACGGCGCCUUAAGGAAGCCUUCAGCAAAGCUACACAGCAGACAAAAGGGAGCUACAUGGAAGUGGAGGACAACAGGAGCCAAGUGGAGACAGAAGACUUGAUCCUGAAGCCCGGGGUGGUGCAUGUGAUUGACAUUGACCGCGGAGAGGAGAAGAAGGGGAAAGACUCUUCUGGAGAGGUAUUGUCUUCCGUAUGACUAGAGAACCGCACUGAAAGCAGAAAAGACUCCCUAGAACUGGCCUCAGAUUUUCUGCCACCCAUUAAGGAAACAGAUUUGUUAUAAAUUAGACACAUGCUGGUUUCUUGCUUCACAUCUUGUUACACAGUUUAAAUGACAUAUAUUUUACUAUUAUCAAUGGGGGGGGGAGAAGAAGCCUAUAAUGGAUACGAAAUUUUAAAACAGAAAUAUUUUUAAUGUAUCCCCAAAGCAAACAUGCAAUUAGUGUAUUGACUUAAUAAUAACUGAAAAGAUAAACCAAGAUCUGGUCAAGUCUUUCCCUGCAGAGCACAUGGACACCUCUAUGAGGAAGCUGAUAUUGUCCAUCGUCACCUGACUAUUGAUUUCAUGGCAUUGAUUUAAAAAUGACAAAGUGUGUACCUCACAGAAUCAUGUGCAUUCAGGAGAAGACAUGUACUAAGUUCUUCCACAAGCCACCCCUUAUUUAUAAACUACCUCGGAGGGAAAAAAAAUUAGCAAGGGUCACUGCUAAUAUGUCAUUUGUAUUUAUAUAUCUGAUUGUCAAAUCACAACCCCAAUUCACUAUACUCCUUCUUCCCCCUCAGAAUCCAAGAAACCAUAGGGCUAAAACUCAAAAAAAAAAAAAAAAUUGAAAGAAUAUUAACUUCUGUCCAUGUGUUAGUUUCAUCUAAUGAAACUUGUACAUGGGACAGAUAGUGAGGUUCAGGACAGCCAGACCUGGGGAGUCUGGUGGGAAGUGGAGCAAAGUUUACUACUGUCUUACAUCCAUCACAGGGAGAGGGGAAACCUCUGCUAUCAAAUGAUUGGUCUGUUUUCAGUGCACACUCUUAAACACACCACAAAAGAUUAACCGCCUAAGCUUUUAACUACUUCACUUACUUUUUAAGCUUAUUUGCAAAACUGCGGAAUUUCUUUGCCAUUUUGGUCCCUAUAUUGAAAUACUAGCUGAGACAUUUUAGAUCAGAAUUUGACUAGUUGAGUCCUGAUUUUCAGUUGGUGUCUAAAUGCUGCUUACUCUAGGUAGUAUAAACCCCAUGUCAACUGCUGAUGCUGUCUCGCUUCCCAUGACAUCUGUCGGUGAUCAGCAUUGUGAGUGUACCCAUUUGUAUGAAUUAAAAUAUAUGGCAGACAAGCUGCAACGUCGAUGCCAAAUAAAGAGGUGAGCAGACAGCCUCUGUGCUCACAGGUGCCCCAUCUGCACAUAGUUUACUGUGCUUUUAAGGUAUUUACUUCCUGCCUGGUUUAUUUGUUAAAACUGUUUGUUUUUCCCAUACUGCUUUGCCUUCUGCCCGUCGAAUGCUCUGUGGAAACCCCAGUUUUUACAAUCAUAACAGUCUAGCCUAGCAUUUAUCUUGGACAAAGUACUGCAAAUGUCAAUUUCACUAAACAAAAGUUUGUAGUGGGAGAGAGAAGAGCCAUCUCUUCGAGAACUAGCUUAUAAAUAGCUGAUAAUCGAGGGCUUUCUUCUCCCAAGCACAAUUCCAAUUGUGUGACAUCUUAUUGUUAAUGGCAGUUUUGCGUCUGUGGCAGCCAGAUAAUGGACCACGAUUAAACUUGAUUCUCUUCGGUGCUCAGAAACUGAUGUGCAAGUUCCCAGGGCCACGAGGGCAGCAUUUGCCUCUCAGUGCCACCGGCAGAUUCUGAGGUAGAUGCUGGAAGCAUAGGUCCCAUUUCAAGGCUUUGAAUAUACUACACUGGAGACAUGAGCUUCCUCUCUGAGCGGAUCGUGCAGACCCAGGGCGUAGACCUCCCAGGGGUGGUUUCUGCCCAUUCCUUCACGUGUUUUCACAAUGUACCUGCCAGGCUUAAGAUCAGUGUGCAGAAGGUGAUAACCAUCAACAAACAUGUCGGGUCGAAAAUAAAUUUAGUUAACAAGGAAGAAUUAAGAACAUUUCUGAUUACUCUUUCAAAAUCCUGGCCUGUGAAUAUUUUUAUUAUGCCAUACAGCUUGCUUUGUUUGUGCUCACUUUAACAGUCAUUUCCAGUAACGGCUUUCAAUAUGGUAGGAACUGAAAACAGUGAAAUCAUGGCUUGGUGAUUUGUUUUCUAGCAUCUGGCAGAGUGCCAGGCAAACAGUAGGUAAUCAAAACAAGCAUGUCUUUGAUUAUAUACGUAUGUGUGUGCAUAUAUAUGUAUAUAUAUACAUAUAUAUAUAUAAAACUUACAUUUGAGAUUUAAGAAUACCAAUAAUCCAAUAAUCUCUUCUAAUUUUUAUUUUGCUCAAUAUUUAGUGAAAGCAUAAUUUUUAGUGUCAUCAAAGGAAAGCAACAUGAACGUGGAAACAAAGAGCAUAUUUUUACAUUCUGCUGUUUAAGGGCAGAGAGUGACAGCAUUGUCACUCUUCGUCUUUGCAUAAGAGACAAUAUGCCUUGCAUUUCACUCACGGCUCUGCCAGUAAAAAAAAUGUAAUGAAAUAGUCCCUUUCUAAUGACAUCUAUGCAGCAGGGGUCUAUUGCCUUGUGGAUGACACCAAAUUAUCCAAUGUAUUAGGAGAUCAGGGCUUUUCCCUUUAAUCCCUUUUUAUUAAUGAAGUGCAUAGUACCAUUCCCAAGAGACAGCUACUGACAGAUACACAACAGAGAGAUCAGAGAGGAAAAGUCAGGAAGACAUAAAAGAUUUAUACGAGCCAUGGAACAACACCAACUGUCUGUUCCCUCAGGAGGAAAACAGAGACACCCCCAAGUUUCAAGGUGGUCCAUACACUGGAAAUGUACAUAGUCUGUCAAAACAGAGCAGAAAGAAAUCAUUUUUUUUAAGAUUUUGAGAAUAUUUUUCCAAUGUAGGACUCUAAUUUCUAAAUGUGUGUUUCCAUUUCCUUCCAAAAUGUUUUACUCUACAAAAAAAUUAUUUUCUGUAGACUAAGUCAUUGGUAAUUUUACAACUUGUCUCUGUGAUUUGACACUAUAAGUCCUCUCCCUUUCAGUCAUCAGAGGGGUGUCCUACCACAUCUCACAGACACUGCUGGCCAGAGCUGCUCCCUGCUGAUUUCAUAAGGAGUUAGAAAUCUCUGGGAAAUGUGCAUGAUAGAAAUGAAUUGACUUAUUAGUGGCCAAUUUCAAAAAGGGCAACCCUUCUCCGAGGAGGAUCCAGGCAAUGUUGUAUGCACUGCGCUAACUCCACAGAUGGCAGUGAAUUCUCAAAACCAAGGGACUAAUUAAAAUGGUGGCAUUGGUCCUUGCCUGGCCCUUUGCAGUGUAAUGUAGCUCUUGAUUUUUGACUUAAAAAAGUAAAAAAAAAAAAAAAAACCCUCCUCACCCAUCAGAAAUCUAACAGAGACACUGCCAUAUCUAUAACAAUUGAAUAUGGAGAGCCAAAUAGACGAUUUUAUAAAAACCAUAAAAAGUUCUUAUCAUUAAACUACAGGAUACGUGAAUUUGGCAUCUCUUGGACCUGAAAGUUCAUGUCUAGGUGUCAAUGCUUUUCAAAAAACCUUAAAUAACACAAACAUUUGAAACCCAUAAUUCUCAGAAAGAAAUGUUAGACACUUAACUUCAAAAAUCAAAAACUAUGGAUACUCACUUUUGGCACAUAACUUCCCUGAAAACACACAACAAACAAAUGUUAAACAACACAUACCAUGAACACUAAAUUUAAGAGCAGUUAUAUUGUUACUGUUUUAAGUCCAAAAUCAAGAGCUAAAAAAUUACUCCUAACAUAUAUAUUCCAUUGCAAAGUAUUUUUAGAUUUUUUUCAGGUUUGAUCAAAUAAACAUGCAAUUUAUGGAAAUAUGUAAACGAUUUACCAUUUUAUCACCCAAAUCACAAUAAACUUGCAACUUAUGAGGAACUAAGAAAAAUAAAAUGAAUGCCUGGUUAUAUUCACAACUAUUUAUUAACUUAUAUUAUUACAACAUUAGAUUUAAUGUUAAAUGGAUUUAAACUAUAAUGACUAAUAUUUGGAAAAACCUAUUAAAAGUAUUAGCAGUG